GUCCUAAUAAAUCGCUCCCAUCUCCAUUUUUUUCUUCCAGCUUUCUCUUUGAUUUCUAGCCAACUCGACGAAUCCAAUCCCUUCUUUAAUAAUAGAGCUGCUCCCCGUUCGCGCGAUGAUGCUGCCGCGGCUGUUCUUGCGCGCCGCGACCACCAGCCAAGAACACGCGCGGGGCUCCCGGCGGCAGCAUCCCUGAGGGGGCGAAAACCGAAGCCUUUUCUUGGAUUCCAGAGCGAGCGUGCGCGCGCGCGAAUUCCAUCUCGCCCAGGUGAGUUUCCCCUUGCCGAGGAAAAAAAGAUAUCUCCUUCUUCUUUAUUGUUUAUCCGCAACGUUGCCAAAUCCUUCCGAGAUAUGAUCUGGUGAAUUCAGCGCUUCCUCUUCUCGGGCCAAAAUUUUUAUUCCUAAUUUUUUUUUUUCGUUUUGGCAACGUUUCUUGGCUCUGCUGUUGUCUCCCCGCUUUAAUAAUGGGCGCGCGGUUGGUCGGAUCGCCAUGGCCAGAUGCAUUGCUCGGGGCGAUUGGGCCAUGCGAGGUGCGGGAUUUGAGAGAUUCGGGGGGGAAUUGAAUAGUUGGGGAUUUGGUGCUAAUUUCCUCUUGUUUAAUCAAUCGAUCAAUCAAUCCCUGCUAGUUUAGUUUCCCUCUCCCGUGCUCCCCCCGCGUCCGCGCUUUCUUUCUCGUCGUCACCCAGUUGCCGCUGAUGCAAUUCAUCGCCCUCCUCUUGUUAGCUUACUGUUAUAUAUAUAAGCAAACGACUCCCCGGACAUGGCUCUGAGAUGUGUUUCCCUCUUGCCGCUUCUCUCUUCUUCUUCUUCUUGCAGCGGCCGUGCUCGCCACAACGAUCCAUGGAGGGGUGCCAAUUGGUAGCGAGGUGUAGUAGUAGUAGUAGCAGUAGCAGGAUGGAGGUGGAGGAAGAGGCGUUCUUUGACACGCGGGAGGAGCUGCUGCCGCCGUCGCCGGCGGCGGCAUUGCCGUGGUCGGGUGGGCUCGACAGCGUGCGGCAGCGGAGGGAGCGGUUCAUGCGAAGCAUGGGCCUGGAGCGCAGCCCGAGCCUCCGCCAGGCGGAUUUCGCGGACGUCGUGGGCGAUGUGGAGGAGGAGGGUGAGGUGGCGGCGGAGGCGGAGAUCGGGAGGUGGUCGUCGCAGUCGGACGAGAACGAGUGCUCCAUGUCGAGCUGGUCGACGGAGGAGACGACGAGCUACGACGACGGCGCGUCGGAUGACAACUCCGUGAGUGGAUCCGGCAAGGCGAGCAGGAGCUUCAGCUCGCUGUCGUUCAUCCAGAGGCUCAUGAGCCGCAAUGGCAAGCCUUCUGGUGCUCCGAAGACGAUCGACAGGAGGAGAAAUGGGUGGCUCCGGAGGCUGGGCGUCAGUGCUUGUGUUGUGGAUAGUGGAGCAGCAGAUGAAGCCAGCACCAGUUCUUCAGAUAGUGAGCAAAUUGGGGCUGGGAGGUAUGAAAGAAUCAAGGUUCACUCGUACCGGAAGCGGUCGAAGGAAUUGUCCGCCGUGUAUCAGGGGCAAGUGAUCAAAGCACAUGAUGGUGCCAUCCUGACGAUGAAGUUUAGUCCUGAUGGGCAGCUUCUUGCAACCGGUGGAGAAGAUGGAGUUGUCAGGGUUUGGGCUGUCAUGCAGUCCGAGGACUGCAAAAUUCCACUGGAUGAUCCUUCUUGCGUCUACCUAAAAGCGCGGCGCAAGUAUGGGCUUGCUCCUGUGAAUGCCGAGAGCGAGAAGAAAUCGAAGAUCAAUGGCCUGAAAAAAUCCGAUUCUGCUUGUAUUGUGGUUCCAACGAUGGUUUUCCAGAUCUCAGAGGAACCAGUGCAUGAGUUCCGUGGGCACUCUGGUGAUGUGCUUGAUUUGUCAUGGUCGAGCGAUAAGCAUCUACUGUCAGCAUCAACAGACAAAACUGUUCGCAUGUGGGAAAUUGGAUAUGCAAACUGCAUCAGAGUUUAUCCACAUAGCAACUUUGUGACUUGUGUCCAAUUUAAUCUAGCUGACGAGAAUCUCUUCAUUAGUGGAUCAAUUGAUGGCAAAAUUCGUGUUUGGGACAUUACUAGAAGCAGUGUUGUGGACUGGGUGGAUAUUAGAGACAUAGUAACAGCAGUUUGUUACCGGCCUGGUGGAAAGGGAGUGGUGGUUGGUACUAUUACUGGAAAUUGUCGCUUCUAUGAAAUAUCUGACAAUCUGCUGAAGCUAGAAACACAAAUUGCUCUCAAUGGAAAGAAGAAAUCAUCUCUCAAAAGAAUCACAGGCUUUCAGUUUUGCCCAAGCAACCCAAGUAAACUAAUGGUGACAUCUGCCGAUUCGAAGAUCAGAAUACUUGAUGGGACCAAUGUGAUUCAGAAUUAUAGUGGACUCCGAAGUGGUUCUUGCCAGUUGUCAGCAACAUUCACUCCAGAAGGGCAGCACAUAAUUUCUGCCAGUGAAGACUCCAACGUUUAUGUUUGGAGCCAUGAAAACCAGUAUGAGUGUGCAUGCAAACAAGCAAAAACCACACAGACAUCUGAGCAUUUCCGGUCCAACAAUGCAGCCAUUGCAAUACCAUGGAAUGGCACAAAACCAAGAAGCCCAGUUCCGUUGUCGUCCCAAAUUUUACCACCACAAGGAGAUACUUUCUGGUCAAUGAGCAAGGCUAUCAAAUACAAUUCAAGCCUCUGUGGAAAGGAUUCUUCCAUUAAAAAAAUUGUGUCAACGCCUGCUGCUCCUGGUAUUUUCAAUCUGAACCAGGAGUUCUUCAUUGAGUCCUCUUGCAAAAGUUCAGCAACUUGGCCAGAGGAAAUGCUACCAUCUACCACAGCCAGUGUAAAUUUGGACGAGUCACAGUUCAAGCUCUUAAGGAACUGUUUCCAAGGAACAUCAAACUCCUGGGGUCAAGUGAUAGUUACUGCAGGAUGGGAUGGCAGGAUUAGGUAUUUCCAGAAUUUCGGUUUACCAGUGCAUCAGUGAAUAGUUUGAGCAUUGGAUGGAAGUAAACGCAGCAUUGGCACCUCACAUGGCCUCAAGAAAAGCACCCGUGCACCCAGCUAUGCUGGCCCAGCGUGUGGUUACUUGGUACAAGACAUCACAUGCUUGGUGCUCCUGCUGAAUUGUACAUGGACCAGCGUUGUACAUAAUCAAACCAGUGGUCCUUUGAGAUCUCUACAUCAGUGGUUGUUCGUGGCAGGCCCGGUAGCUUGUACCUUUUGUAGAAAUCUUUCAGUGUAGAUCAGAUUUGUUCUUACUCCCCCCACUCAAUUGCUCAUUGAAAUGAUAGAAAUUUUAGUCUCAUCUGAGUGUAAAUUAUCCUCCCAUUUUUCGUUAUCUGGGAGGUCGACGGAACUGCAGUUACAUAUUUUCCAUUCAAAUACAAAAAAAAAAAAUCAUUCAUUUGUUUAAAA
This is a messenger RNA of Oryza sativa Japonica Group (Japanese rice), 3368 nucleotides long. RefSeq lists its product as uncharacterized. NCBI's taxonomy places the organism in Eukaryota, Viridiplantae, Streptophyta, Magnoliopsida, Poales, Poaceae. The record is from RefSeq and is a predicted model, not a curated record. Gene Ontology annotation, molecular function: protein binding.